Phacochoerus africanus (Common warthog) is the source of this 592-nucleotide messenger RNA. It is a transcript of the gene RMI2, whose product is annotated as RecQ mediated genome instability 2. Lineage: Eukaryota; Metazoa; Chordata; Mammalia; Artiodactyla; Suidae. Bases 11 to 463 code for a protein of 150 amino acids. Gene Ontology annotation, cellular component: cytosol; nuclear speck. Gene Ontology annotation, biological process: DNA repair; maintenance of rDNA; regulation of sister chromatid segregation. The record is from RefSeq and is a predicted model, not a curated record. The transcript is spliced from 2 exons.
GCGGGGCAGAAUGGCGGCAGCGGCGUCCACGGACUCGUCUUCCGGCGGCGGCCCUGGGGCCGUGAGGCUGCCGCGGUCGCCGCCGCUCAAGGUGCUGGCGGAGCAGCUGCGGCGCGACGCGGAGGGCGGCCCGGGAGCGUGGCGGCUGUCGCGGGCGGCGGCGGGGCGCGAACCGCUGGAGCUGGCGGCCGUGUGGAUGCAGGGCACGGUGGAGACGGCGGGCGGCGGUGAGGCGCGGCUGCGGGACCCGAGCGGGGCCUUCUCGGUGCGCGGCCUGGAACGGGUGCCGCGCGGGCGGCCUUGCCUCGUGCCAGGAAAGUAUGUGAUGGUGAUGGGAGUGGUUCAGGCCUGCAGCCCUGAGCCCUGCCUGCAGGCUGUGAAGAUGACGGACCUUUCCGAUAAUCCACUCCACGAGAGCAUGUGGGAGCUGGAAGUGGAAGAUUUACACAGGAAUAUUCCUUAGAUGGUGUGGGAACCGUCCAUAAAAGCAGCCGAAACACUGAAACAGCUCCGGUUCUUAUACCAUCUGGAUUUCAUGGCCACCACUCAGUAUACAUUUCUCAAAAGCAUAUCUGAGAGCUUAGCUCCAAGG